Molecule: messenger RNA, 1939 nt
Organism: Coffea arabica (coffee)
Lineage: Eukaryota; Viridiplantae; Streptophyta; Magnoliopsida; Gentianales; Rubiaceae
Product: probable sodium/metabolite cotransporter BASS1, chloroplastic
Cellular component (GO): membrane
Source: RefSeq, a predicted model, not a curated record
AAAACUGAUAACCGUGAACGCACCUUCGCAGGAAUUCGAUAUUUUCUCUUAUCAUUUAUUUAUCAAAAGCAUCCUCUCUGGUCCCAUGAUCCGGAGGUCCCAGCAGAUUUAAGUUGAUUAACCGCAACCAGAUUGUACAUGGAAGAUCGUCAUCUUCAAGAUUCCGCUGUCGAGACCUAUUCACCGAUCUAUCGAAGCCAAAAGCCGCCAAGGGAACACACUACACACAUUAAAAGCUAGGACUACUAGGAAUGAGCAUCAGACUUGCAAAAAAUUCUUGAAUUUAUUAUUCUUUCCUUCCAGCCGCUAAUUCUUUCCUCUCUAGCAAUGUCAAUCUCUGUCUGCUUCACUCCAUCAUUCGCUAAACCUUCACAAACCCACAGAAAUUUUACCAUUUUUAAGCCUCUCAAGCCCAUCGAUUCCCCAAAAUCAAAUCUUUUACCCAAACAAAGCUUAGCUAUACCCAUUAUCAAGUGUGCUAGUGAAGAUUCCCUUAGCCUGCAGCCUGUGCGUGAGAAUCCAGAAAAGCCCGGAUGGGAAAAUGUAUUGUCCGCAUUAGCAAGCCUUUAUCCUGUCUACGUUACUGUUGGGGGGAUUAUUGCCUGCUUAAAGCCAUCGACUUUUUCAUGGUUUGUGGAGAAAGGUCCAGCUUCAUAUAGCUUGUCACUUGGGUUUAUUAUGCUGGCAAUGGGUCUUACUUUAGAGCUCAAAGAUUUGAUCAACUUAUUCAGGCAAAGACCCUUUUCUAUACUUUAUGGAUGUGCUGCUCAGUAUACCAUUAUGCCAGCCUUUGGAUGGAUAAUUAGCAAGUCUCUGGGGCUUCCACCAGUUAUGUCAGUUGGUUUAAUAUUGCUUGCUUGUUGCCCUGGUGGUACAGCUUCCAAUGUGGUUACCUUAAUUGCUCAAGGGGAUGUACCUUUGUCAGUUGUAAUGACAGUAUGCACAACUCUGGGAGCAGUGGUUCUUACUCCCCUGCUGACCAAGAUUCUAGCAGGAGCUUAUGUUUCUGUGGAUGCGGUUAAACUUUCCAUCAGCACUCUGCAGGUGGUUGUUGCUCCAAUCCUGCUAGGUUCCUCUAUGCAGAGUAUUUGGCCAGAUGCUGUGAAAUGCAUUACACCUUUUGCACCAUUGCUUGCUGUUUUAGCAUCAUCUUUGUUGGCUUGCAGUGUGUUCUCAGAAAAUGUCAUUCAUCUUAAAUCUUCAAUGGUUGGUGCUUCACUAUCAUCUGAUCUUCCUCUGCUUUCUCGUGUCCAUACAAUCCUCUCAAGUGAAUUAGGGAUUGUAAUUGUUUCUGUGCUGAUGCUGCAUUUCGCAGGUUUUUUUGUUGGUUAUCUGUCUGCUGCAAUUGGUGGAUUUGCAGAGCCUCAACGACGCGCCAUGUCAAUUGAGGUUGGAAUGCAAAAUUCCUCAUUAGGAGUGGUUUUAGCUACCUCCCAUUUUUCUUCUCCAAUGAUCGCAUUCCCCCCUGCAAUGUCAGCUGUAAUUAUGAAUAUCAUGGGUAGUACUUUGGGUUUCAUUUGGAGAUACAUAGAUCCUUCUGAUUCAAAGAAAAAUGUGAAGUUGCAGGAUGAUUGUAUGGUUAUUACGAGUUGCUAAAUCCAGCUCAUACAGAAGUUUCUGCAGCUUAAAAGUAACGAAAGUGCUUUAGAAAAUGGUUGUAUAAGCCUCCAAGGCAUAGGGAGACGUGGGAGUGCAUGAAAGCUGGGUCAUCCUGCCAAUUCCUUGCCUUGAAAAAUAAAGGAUCAACAGCAAACUCGUUUGUGGUUCAGGACUGUCAUAUUAUUCUUACUUGUAAUGCUUAGUUUUUGUUGACUGGAUUGCCAUGUUUGGGUCAUUUAGUUAUUUGUAUGUUGCUCGAAAAACUUUUGUACAACCUUGAUGAGACCCUGUACAGCUUAUUCGGCGAUGGCCUUGAAUUUCAUCGAUCAAUUUCUCCGUC